ACGUCCAUGGGGGUUGUAUGUGCGCCCCAGAUGUGUGGGUAUGUCCAUCAGGACUGACACAUCCAUCCUGCAGCGGUUGAGCUGGCCCCUCUUUUGCAGUUCCCACAGCAUGGUGCUCAAGGCCUUCUUCCCCACCUGCUGCGCAUCUGUGGACAGUGGCCUGCUAGUGGGGCGCUGGGUGCCGGAGCAGAGCAGCGCCGUGGUGCUGGCAGUGGUGCAUUUCCCCUUCAUCCCAGCGCAGGUGAAAGAGCUCCGCCAGGUGCAGCAGGCUAGCCAGCUGGGUGUAGCUGUGCUGGGCACCUGGUGGCCACCGCCGGCAGGAGUCUGAGUGAGGAGCCUUGGCCGCUUUCUGGAGGGCAUGGGCACCAUCUUCUCCCAUGAGCCCUGGCUCCAGCUAUGCCGGGAGAGGGGCAGCAAGUCCUGGAGCUGCAAGGCCACUGGCUGGCAGGUGACUGCCUCCCUCCAAAUGUCCCGCUGAGGACAAGGUCCUGCUGGUCUUCAUGACCAGCGCAAAGUGCUGCAAGCGCAGCUACACCCACCCACGGCCCUGGCCCCACCAGGAGUCAGGAGAUGCCCUGCCAGCACUGAGGGCCUGGCUGCUAUCUUUGACACGGUGGCACGAAGUACACUGCUCUUCCAGAGUGACUGCUUUGAUGAGGUUCCUGUGCGGCUGAGCCACUGGCAGUCAGACGGCGUGGAGGGCAGCAUCCUGGUGGAGCUGGCCAAGCAGGCCUCAGGGCCUGUGACCUGCUCGUGGCCUGUCUGCCUCUCACUCCUGUCCACGAUCAGCUCCUGCAGGUUGCUCCAGUCGUGGCCUCUGACCUUCAUCUGGAGCAAACUGUCCACGUGUGAGCAGCUCAGGCACCGCCUGGACCACCUCAAGCUGGUCUUCAGCACCCAGAAGGCCAAGGAUCCUGCACAGCUGAUGAGGAAGGCCAACACGUUCAUGUCCCUGCUCCUCGACCUGGCCCUUGGCUUUGCCUUGCUCUUCUGGCUGCACAGGAAGGACCACAUCGGGCAGCUGGCUGAUGCCCUCGUCCCUGUGGCCGAACAUGUGUCGGAAGAGCUACAGCGCCUGCUGCAGUGGCUGAUGGGAGCUCCCGCCGGGCUGAAGAUGAACCGGGCACUAGACCAGGUCCUGGGCCGAUUCUUCCUGUAUCACAUUCACCUGUGGAUCAGCUACAUCCACCUCAUGUCUCCCUUCAUCGAGUGCAUCCUGUGGCACGUGGGCCUGUCGGCCUGUCUGGGACUGACUGUGGUCCUGUCCAUCCUGUCGGACAUCCUGGCGCUCCUCACCUUCCAUAUCUACUGCUUCUACGUCUAUGGAGCCAGGCUCUACUGCCUGAAGAUUUAUGGGCUGUUCCUCUGGCGUCUGUUCCGGGGGAAGAAGUGGAAUGUGCUGCGUCAGCGAGUUGACUCCUGCUCCUACAACCUGGACCAGCUGUUCAUUGGGACGUUGCUGUUCACCAUCCUGGUCUUCCUGCUGCCCACCACAGCCCUCUACUACCUGGUCUUCACCUUGCUCCGGCUCCUGGUGGUCACCGUGCAGGGCCUCAUCCACCUGCUCGUGGACCUCAUCAACUCGGUGCCGUUGUUUGCACUGGGCCUUCGACUCUGCCGGCCCUACAGGCUUGCAGCCGGCGUGAAGUUCCGGGUCCUGGAGCGUGAGGCUGGAAGGCCCCUCCGCCUCCUCAUGCAGAUCAACCCCCUGGCCUACAGCCAUGUGAUUCGCACCUACCGCCUCCCCAGCUUGGGUUGCCCUCCUCAGCACUCCUGGGGUUCCUUGUGCAGCAAACUGUUUCUUGGGGAGCUCAUCUACCCUUGGAGACAGUGAGGGGGGAGCAAGCAGGACUGA
This is a messenger RNA of Suncus etruscus (white-toothed pygmy shrew), 1855 nucleotides long. RefSeq names its product phosphatidylinositol glycan anchor biosynthesis class Q (gene PIGQ). Gene Ontology annotation, cellular component: membrane; endoplasmic reticulum. The record is from RefSeq and is a predicted model, not a curated record. Gene Ontology annotation, biological process: GPI anchor biosynthetic process. NCBI's taxonomy places the organism in Eukaryota, Metazoa, Chordata, Mammalia, Eulipotyphla, Soricidae.